UCCACAAUCCACCUAGCAGGCCACCUGAUGAAAGUCCCCCAUCUCUCACACGUGUGCCACGCCGUUGGGGGCAGCACGUGCAGAUGCACCACAUCAAAUAUAGCAUUCCUUCCUCCCAAAGAAACAAACCCAAAAGAAACCGUUUCUUGCGGCACUCAUUCAAGACACCGUCUCCAACCACUUUUGUUCAACCCCUACCCCUCCCAAAAAAAUUAAAAAUAAAUAAAAUCCCAUUUCAUAUCUCCAUCUUACAUCUGAUAUCAGCCCAUCCAAUCCUACAAACAUAUAUAAAACGCACACAUGAAUCCACCACCAACGACCCUUCUUUCCAACAAAUGGGAUAUGGGUCCCAUCCACAAUUCCAAUACACAGAGAAUCUCUGAUGGAAAGAUUGAUGGGUUGAUGAAAGGUUGUCAAGAGAAAGAUAUGGUAAUGAGUUUCAUGGUCUCCCAAAGGUCCUACGUUGAUCUCUUACAAAACUGCGAUCUCCCGCCGCCGGCGAAGGUCUUCCCGGGAGAAUCGGAAAUUGCUGUAAGAUUGGCUCCGUCAAUGCAACAACCAUCACCAUCCAUCGAGAUGGAAGAUGAAUUUGCUCAGGGUCUUAGCAAUGACAAGCUGGGUCUGCUGAGAGCUUUACAGCUCUCGCAAACACGGGCAAGGGAAGCCGAGAAGAAGGCUGCAGAUAUAAGCGCGGAGAAAGAUCGUUUGACGGCACUCUUCUUGGAAGAGUCAUCCCGGUUAUUUGCUCAUCGGCAAUGGCUGAAACUGCUGGAGAUUGAAGUUAAGAAGCUGCAUCCUCAGCUUACAGCUUCUCACGGUAUAUGCAGAGAGAGAUGGUCUGCGGUGAAGAAAGAUGAUGGUGAAGAAGCAGGUACUACCUGGUGUAUAGCAUUGGCCCUGUGCUUGGGCAUUGCCAGUGUGGGGUUUGCAUUGAGUUACAGAUACUUGUUUUGACUUCUUCGGAGACGAGUGGCGAGAUGGGCUUUAAAACCAUAGGAAUUUAUGUAAUAUUCAAGCAUUUUACUGUAAAUGAAUACUUUCUGGUAAAAACAGCCUACUUAUAUGAUGUA
Messenger RNA from Magnolia sinica, 1070 nucleotides. RefSeq lists its product as uncharacterized. Bases 301 to 954 code for a protein of 217 amino acids. The record is from RefSeq and is a predicted model, not a curated record. The transcript has 2 exons. NCBI's taxonomy places the organism in Eukaryota, Viridiplantae, Streptophyta, Magnoliopsida, Magnoliales, Magnoliaceae.